UCCCGGGGAAGUUGUCCCUGGAUCACGGGACCCUGGCAGUGGUGGGCUGCACAGGCUCCCGGGAGGGGCGGUGUGGAGAGUGACCUGUGCUCGCACACAGCCUUCUUGGUGGCGGCAGCAGCAGCCUUAGCGUCUCCUGCCCGUCUCUGGGGUCCGCGCUGAUAACGGCGGCUCGCGCCUGUCUCUGGGGUCCGCGCUGAUAGCCGUGGCUCGCGCCCGUUUCUGGAGUUCGUUUAGGCGGCGCUCUGAAUCCCCUCUCCUUGCGCACCGUGAAACAAAGCGGCAAGAGAAAGUCUCUUGCCUCUUCGGCAGCUGCAGACUUUUUCCCGGACUCCCUCCCGGCUAGCACCAAAGCCGGAACCUCAGCUCCCAGCCCCCGCACGCCCCGGCGGCUGAGCAGACAAGCCUCUCGGGCUGGUCGGUCCUUUCAGCCUGCUUGCCAUCGGGAUCCUCACCGUGCACUGCAUGGUCAUCCUGUUGAACUGUGCUCAUCACCUAAGUCAGAGGUACACUGUCAGUUUUUUAUUAAUCAUCACCCAAUUGGGCUUCUGCAGUGUUUAUUUUAUGUUUAUGGCAGACAAUUUACAACAGAUGGUGGAAGAAGCCUACGUGACCUCCAACACCUGCCAACCCAGGAAGAUCCUGGUGCUGACCCCCACCCUGGACAUUCGUUUCUACAUGCUGACAAUCCUGCCCUUCCUGACCCUGCUGGUGUUUAUCCAGAACCUCAGGAUUCUGUCCAUCUUCUCAGCACUGGCCAAUAUCACCACCCUGGGGAGCAUGGCUCUGAUCUUUGAGUAUAUCGUGCAGGAGAUUCCAGAUCCCAGGAACCUACCCUUGAUGGCAAGCUGGAAGACUUUCUUGCUGUUCUUCGGUACAGCCAUCUUCACGUUUGAAGGCGUCGGUAUGGUUCUGUCUCUCAAAAACCAGAUGAAGCACCCACAGCAGUUUUCUUUUGUUCUGUACUUGGGGAUGUCCCUUGUCAUCGUCCUCUACAUCUGCCUGGGGACACUGGGCUACAUGAAGUUUGGGUCAAACACCCAGGCCAGCAUCACCCUCAACUUGCCCAAUUGCUGGUUGUACCAGUCGGUCAAGCUGAUGUACUCCAUUGGCAUCUUCUUCACUUAUGCCCUCCAGUUCCACGUGCCAGCUGAGCUCAUCAUCCCCGUCGUCAUCUCCCAGGUGUCAGAGAGCUGGGUGCUGUUUGCAGACCUGUCUGUCCGCACGGCCUUGGUCUGUCUGACCUGUGUCUCAGCCAUCCUCAUCCCCCGCCUGGACCUGGUCAUCUCCCUGGUGGGCUCCGUAAGCAGCAGUGCCCUGGCCCUCAUCAUCCCACCCCUCCUGGAGCUCAUCACCUUUUACCCUGAAGACAUGAGCUGUGUCACCAUUGCAAAAGACAUCAUGAUCAGCAUCCUGGGCCUUUUGGGGUGUGUAUUUGGAACAUACCAAGUCCUCUAUGAGUUGAUCCAACCCAUCAACCAUUCCAUAGCCAACUCCACAGCUGUCUAUGCAUAAUUGUCUGUUUUUAUUCUGAUAGUUCUCCCUUACUCCGAUCCCCAAUUUGACUUCUAUUGUGGAUGUUAUAUACAUUCAUCAAACCCCAACAUCUCUAUAUUAAUUAGUGGCUUCUUUAUCUUUCCAAGAGAAAUGUAGGUGACACAAGUCAGUAUUGAUACCUCUCAGGCUAUGUCUUUUCUGGUUUUGGAUUUCUCUGGAGGCCUUUUGUACCUCUGAACCAAAACCACAUUCAACCAUUUGUAUUAUCAGCCUCAUUUAAUGGGAAAAAGGAUGCCAUUUGCCCAUGAUAUCCCUGGAAACAGAGACCAAGCAAAAAUAUAAAUGCAAAAGGAGUUGUUUUCUCUAUUCUGCAGUAACUACCCUUAAAGCAUCAGGUUUAGAAAAGUGUAUUUUGGGGGAAGAGGAGUUUCUAUUUAGGUAUGGUUCUAAGUGGAAGAGUCACAGAACAAAAAUAGUACUUAGCAGUAAUUUUUCUAACCAAUAGCUCUGACACUGAUUUCUGAUGGGAUUUUUUUUUUUUUAAUUUUUAUCCUAUGGGAUCUUGGGCAAGUUUCUCUCCCUGUCCAUCUCACUUUCCCAUUCUGUGAAAUGAAGGAUUGGACUAAUUGGCUAUUAAGGGCUCUUCCAGCUCUGACAUUCUGAAAGCGAAAAAAAAAGAAAAGAAAAGAAAUGAAUUUAUCCCUUAACACAUGUGUGAAUAUCGAAGAGUUUUCUAUCAGCAAGUUACCCUGUUGCCCUGGAGAUACAGGCAUACCAGAAGUAGGUUAAGGGAUAAAAACAUAUUUCUUAGCAAUCUUUCAUUAUGAUGACCUCCCUACUGAGAAGGACAUCACCUCUCUCUCUUUCUUUUUCUCUCUCCCCCAACCCGACCCCCACAUCCUCAGAUAUCUUAAGGCCACUUAGAGCUGAUUUAGGCUAAAGGGGAUGAGCAGUUUGUGUGAGGGAAAGGAUUUCAUCAUGUGCAAGGACUACCGACCUUUUUAAAAAUAAUACUUAGUUUUGGUAAGGGUUUGGAAAAACAAUCUUAUACUCUGCAGAAUACAUUUUUAUGGCUUUUCUGAAGGAUAAUUUUUAUAAUACAUAAGUUUAAAAUGUAUAGUCCUCUGAUCCAAUUUCACUUCUGGGAGUUUAUUCUAAGAAUCUUCUAUGCUUGCAAAAAUGUAUGCAUUAUUUAUGUUGGAAACAAAUAUCCAACAUUAAGUUAAAUUAUGAUUCAUCCAGAAUAGAAUUCUGUGAUGACCCCAAACACUGCAAAAAUGCACCUAUUGAUAUGCAAAUAUAUUUGUGAUUUAUCAGUGGGGAAAAAAAAAAAAAACUGGUUUAAAACACUCUGUGAACCAAAACUAGGCAAAGACAUUACAAGAAAAUAGAGCUACAGACCAAAAUCCUUCAUGGAAAUAGAUGUAAAAAUUCUAAACAAAAUUUUAGCAAAUCAAUAUAAUCAAUGUAAUUCACCAUAUUAACAAACUAAAAAGAGAAAAAUAUAUGAUCAUCUCAAUAUAUACAGAAAAACAUCUGGCAAAAUCUAAUGUCUAUUCCUAGAAUAAAACUCUUGGCAACCAGGAAUAGUAGGCAACUUUUACAACUGGUAAAAAGCAUCUGUGAAAAAUCUAUAGCUAACAUCAUACUUGAUAAGGAAAGACUGAAGAUCAAAAACAAAAUACAGGGACUUCGCUGGUGGCACAAUGGUUAAGACUCCAUGCUCCCAAUGCAGGGGGCCUGGGUUCGAUCCCUGGCCGGGCAACUAGAUCCCACAUGCGUGCCGCAACUAAGACCCAGUGCA
Molecule: messenger RNA, 3301 nt
Organism: Balaenoptera acutorostrata (minke whale)
Lineage: Eukaryota; Metazoa; Chordata; Mammalia; Artiodactyla; Balaenopteridae
Gene: SLC36A3
Product: solute carrier family 36 member 3
Exons: 8
Coding region: 466-1515 (349 amino acids)
Biological process (GO): L-alanine transport; glycine transport; proline transmembrane transport
Cellular component (GO): vacuolar membrane
Molecular function (GO): amino acid:proton symporter activity; L-alanine transmembrane transporter activity; glycine transmembrane transporter activity
Source: RefSeq, a predicted model, not a curated record